AUGAUCUGGUCACGGAGGCCCCUCCGUUCGACGACGGCGAGCAAGGGAAGAAACUCGACGGAUGAUCUUCGCGUUUCGUCGCGCAGAUGGCUCUUCAGGAGCAGAUGCCCCUGCCAUUGCGGCAAGGCCGUCGACGUCGAGGAGAGAACUAGAUACUCGAAAAGGGGAGAUGUUCCCGGCGGCGGAGAAGCUCCCGUGGAGAGGGGGAUGGGCUUCGCGUUGCAGGAGCUGGAGAAGAGGAACAUGGCGACGGUGCGCCUCCCGCUGGCGAUGUUCCUGCGACCCUUUUCUCUCCCAACCAGACGACGACCCAUCACCGCGGCGGGAGAAGUCCCCAACCUCAUCAGCCCGCCGGUCCACUCGCCGGACAUUGUUUUACAGCCCACCGAGGAGGCGCCGCAGCCGCCGAGCAUGGCGCCGGAGCUUCGGCAGCGGAUGGUGAGCGAGUUCCCCUCCGGCGACGCCGUGUCCCAGAACAGCGAUUCGAGCUCGGACCUGUUCGAGAUCAGGAGCUUCUCCGCGCAGAUGACGCCGCCGUGGUCGCCGAACGCGCCGCCUUGGGCAGCGGCGGAGGGACCUCGCGGAAUCGGCGGCGUCCGGCGGAGCGUCGCCAGGCCGUCCACGACCGUGACGGAGACGGCAGCCUUUAUUGGGCUCCACCUGUAA
Molecule: messenger RNA, 666 nt
Organism: Spirodela intermedia
Lineage: Eukaryota; Viridiplantae; Streptophyta; Magnoliopsida; Alismatales; Araceae
Source: the annotation of a GenBank genome assembly